Molecule: messenger RNA, 2180 nt
Organism: Cadophora gregata
Lineage: Eukaryota; Fungi; Ascomycota; Leotiomycetes; Helotiales; Ploettnerulaceae
Exons: 1
Coding region: 1-1263 (420 amino acids)
Biological process (GO): glucan catabolic process
Molecular function (GO): beta-glucosidase activity
Source: RefSeq, a predicted model, not a curated record
AUGCUUCCCGUGCUAGGAACACAUUUGAAGAAUUUAGAAGGGAAUGUCGGCGUCACUUUCAAAGCAUUUGCCUCACCACCAUCAAUUGGGCGCCAACCAGUCAACACACUCCAUCUAAUGGAUACGAACAUGUACCUCGCAGACUACUACCACCCUAAACUUACCGAGGAUCUCUGGUGGGCAGAAGUUGAAGCCAUAUUCGCUCCUGAAGAGACGUGUGAUUUUGAAUUUGGCUUGACAGUCUUCGGCACCGGAAAGCUGUAUAUCGACAACGAGCUUCUCAUAGACAACGAGACAACUCAACGGAGCGGAGGCAGUUUUUUCAAUGUCGGCACAGUCGAAGAGACACGUAUCAAGCAUGUAGAAGCCGGUACCACCUACCAUCUCAAAGUCAUAUACGCAUCGGGCGUGACAUCCAAAAUCGCUGACGCAGAUGGUGUGGUUUCCUUCGGCGGCGGCGGGAUCCGCAUCGGUGGCGCCAGAGUCAUCGACCCCCAAGACGAAAUCAAUAAGGCUGUUGAGCUAGCCAAGUCAGUUGAUCAAGUCGUUCUGUUUAUGGGUUUGAAUUCAGAUUUUGAGCAGGAAGGCCAUGAUCGCACACAUAUGGAUCUCCCUGGUCUGUCCGAUAGUCUUCUAUCUGCCGUUGCUGCUGCAAACUCUCGCACGGUGGUUGUGUUGCAGUCUGGUACUCCCGUCAGUAUGCAAUGGGCAUCAUCAGUGUCUGCGAUCGUGCAAGCUUGGUAUGGGGGAAACGAGACUGGAAAUGCCAUUGCGGAUGUGCUGUUCGGUGAUGUCAACCCGUCUGGGAAAUUACCGUUGUCGUUUCCCGUGAACGUGGAAGACAACCCCACGUUCUUGAAGUACAGAUCUGAUAGAGGAAGGGUGUUGUAUGGAGAAGAUGUCUUCAUAGGAUAUCGAUACUACGAGGCUGUGAAGAGAAAGGUGCAGUUUCCUUUCGGGUGGGGUUUGUCAUACACUUCUUUCCAACUGUCGGAUCUGCAUGUCAAUCUCGAACAAAAUUCCUUGAAAACAAGAUUCACAGUGAGGAAUACGGGGCUUUUUGAUGGGGCGGAAGUUGUUCAGGUGUAUGUUUCGCAAAGGGACCCAUCUGUGAGGAGGCCUGCGAAGGAAUUGAAAGGCUUCAAGAAAAUAGCUGUUGCCAAAGGACAGCUGGUGACUGCAGAGAUGCAAAUUGAAAGAAAGUAUGCGUCGAGCUUUUGGGACGAGGAGAGGGACCAGUGGGUUGAAGAGAAGGGCAUAUAAUAUGUUUUAUUGGGGACUUCGAGCCUGGAUAUUGUGCUGAGAGGAAGUUUUGGGGUUGACGAGACGACGUGGUGGAGUGGGUUAUAAAUACAGCACAAUGGCGACAUGUAAAAUUUAUUGCUUGUAUUGUAUGUUCGAAGUCUCUCCGUGUCUAUGGAGAUUAUUUCCAUGAAUAUGGAGCCGUUGCCGGUGUGGUGAAGACAAAUAUCAUACGAUGGUCUGAAGCACAACAGGUUUCCAAGAUGACUUCUCAUUGGUUACCUCGUGAGAUUGAGUUGCUGGGAUCGAAUAACCUUCAGUAUUUAUAAACAUCCCGAUCGGAAAAGGGGAAUGCCAUCGUCAGAUGGGGGCUUCCAAUAUCCACGAGACCCAGGUCGUCAUGAAUACGGUAUGGCACUUUUGAGAGUGAAGUUAGUAUGAUGUGCACAAUACUAUCACGGAGUUUCGGAUUUAAGGCGAGAUGUUCACUCCGCUCAUUGAACUUCGUACCAUAUUAUCAAUCAAAUCCAUUUUGAAGUUGGUUUUAAGCGAGAAGUGCCAAUACAUGGGCAUGCAGUGGGUACAGUUGUGAAAAUUUGCCGAAGAUCAACCGAUUCUCUGCAUCGCUGGACCUCGGUUAUUUCGUCAAUGAAGCCAAGACAAGACGCUCCUGAGAAGUCUCUGAGGUGGCUGGGAUACUUAUUUCUCCCUCUUUAUUCUGUACAAACUUUACUGAAUGGCUCGCAUGGCUAACUCCACGAAUCGUCAAGUCGGCACUGGUACUGGUGCAUCAUUGAUCCUGUGGCUUACCAAGCUAAUCCGAGGAUCAUUAUUAUUAGUGAUCAAUCGGCUGCAAUACGCCGAUGCGGCCCAACAGAGAAUAGCGGGGUAGCGUAUCUCAAGAUCAAGCUUGAAGCCACAAUGUUUGCUUGACUGCA